Molecule: messenger RNA, 3923 nt
Organism: Scheffersomyces coipomensis
Lineage: Eukaryota; Fungi; Ascomycota; Pichiomycetes; Serinales; Debaryomycetaceae
Product: cell-wall agglutinin N-terminal ligand-sugar binding-domain-containing protein
Exons: 1
Coding region: 142-3594 (1150 amino acids)
Biological process (GO): cell-cell adhesion
Cellular component (GO): fungal-type cell wall
Molecular function (GO): cell adhesion molecule binding
Source: RefSeq, a predicted model, not a curated record
ACAAGUGCCGUGAAUAAAUGUAUUAUGAAAUCUUUAGAAAUUUUGAAUUAUAUAAGUUUGUUGAUGUCCUACAACCCUGAUGAAAUACUGAUACAAUUCUAUCUGUAUAAUUGAAACUAAUUUGAGAUUUGUUUAAUAAAAAUGAUUUUAUUAAGGCUUAUUUUCGCAUUACUUUUCUCAACAUUUGCUGCUUGUCAGCAAGUGUCAGGUAUAUUCACAUCAUUUAAUUCCCUUCACUAUCAAAAUGGAGGUGGCUAUCAAUAUGUUAUGCCUUUUAAUCCAAGUUGGAUAGCAAAUGUAGGCUGGACUAUAGAUGGAACUCAGGAUCAACCAGGUGAUACUUUUAGUUUAGUUUUACCAUGUGUAUUUAAAUUCACAACUACUGCUACUACUAUUAAUCUUCAAGCUAACAAUGUUGUAUUUGCAACAUGCAAUUUUAGACCAGGUGAUAUAGUUACUCCCUAUUCAGAAUUAGAUUGUACAUUUACGAAUAAUGUUACUCCAGAUACCUCAGCAACUGGUACAAUUGAAUUUCCAUUUACAUUUAAUGCGGGUGGAUCUGGAUAUACUUCUGAUUUGACAGAUGCACAAUGUUUUGAUGCUGGUACCAAUACUGUUACGUUUUACGAUGGAAAUAACGCUCUUACUACUUCAGCAGAUUUUCAAGCUGGUACCCCUGCUACCGGAUAUGAUCCAAAUCAAAUUAUUUUUAUGAACAGAAUCAUCCCUUCCAUCAGCAGACAAUUGCAUUUCCUUGAAGCAGGUGUUUGUCCUAAUGGUUAUUCUUCAGGAACUUUGGGUAUUACAGCUCAAAAUGGUGCCAUAGAUUGUUCAUCCUAUCAUGCAGAAAUUAGCAACAAUUUAAAUGAUUGGUAUUUGCCAGAAAGUGGACAGCCUAUGCCUGGAAUACAAGUUACUUGCUCUAGUACUCAAUUAACAGUGAUGUAUAGUGGUGUUCCUGCAGGUUACAGACCUUUUAUAGACGCGCUAUUAUUACCCACUGGAGGAACCUUAGGAACUAUUUAUACAAAUACUUAUACUUGUGCUGAUUCAAAUACAGUUACUGAUAAUAGUAAGAGUAUCACUUGGGGUGUUUAUAAUAAUGCUGGUACAGGAGGAACAGGAAAUGUUGUCGUAAUUACAACUUCCACUUGGACUGGAUCUACUACCCAAGUUACAACUCCAUCAUAUACAGGAGAUACCGAAACCAUCGUGGUUAAUGUACCAAUUCCCACUGUAACUAUUACAACUACUUGGACUGGCACUUAUAACACUACCUCAACUAUCAGUGCAACUCCAGGAGAAACUGCCACAGUUGUAAUCGAUAUUCCAAAGUCAGCCACUACAACAACUGCUAGCUGGACUGGGACUUACACUACUACAACAACUAACAGUGAUGGUGAAACCAAUAUAGUGAUUAUUGAAACGCCAAUUCCGACUGUUACUACUACUAUUCCAUGGACCGGUGAUUAUACUACUACAAUUACUGGAAGUGGUACUGAUACUGUUACGAUUUUAGUAGAGACACCAAUACCUACUAUUACUACUACUAUUCCAUGGACCGGUGAUUACACCACUACAAUUACUGGAACCGGUACUGAUACUGUUACAAUUGAAAUUGAAACACCAAUACCUACUGUUACUACUACUAUUCCAUGGACCGGUGAUUAUACCACUACAAUUACUGGAAGUGGUACUGAUACUGUUACGAUUUUAGUAGAGACACCAAUACCUACUGUUACUACUACUAUUCCAUGGACUGGUGAUUAUACCACUACAAUUACUGGAACCGGUACCGACACUGUUACAAUUGAAAUUGAAACACCAAUCCCAACUAUUACUACUACUAUCCCAUGGACCGGUGAUUAUACCACUACAAUUACUGGAAGUGGUACUGAUACUGUUACAAUUGAAAUUGAAACACCAAUACCUACUGUUACUACUACUAUUCCAUGGACCGGUGAUUAUACUACUACAAUUACUGGAACCGGUACUGAUACUGUUACGAUUUUAGUAGAGACACCAAUACCUACUAUUACUACUACUAUUCCAUGGACCGGUGAUUACACCACUACAAUUACUGGAACCGGUACUGAUACUGGUACAAUUGAAAUUGAAACACCAAUACCUACUGUUACUACUACUAUUCCAUGGACCGGUGAUUAUACCACUACAAUUACUGGAAGUGGUACUGAUACUGUUACGAUUUUAGUAGAGACACCAAUACCUACUGUUACUACUACUAUUCCAUGGACCGGUGAUUAUACUACUACAAUUACUGGAAGUGGUACUGAUACUGUUACGAUUUUAGUAGAGACACCAAUACCUACUAUUACUACUACUAUUCCAUGGACCGGUGAUUACACCACUACAAUUACUGGAACCGGUACUGAUACUGUUACAAUUGAAAUUGAAACACCAAUACCUACUGUUACUACUACUAUUCCAUGGACCGGUGAUUAUACCACUACAAUUACUGGAAGUGGUACUGAUACUGUUACGAUUUUAGUAGAGACACCAAUCCCAACUAUUACUACUACUAUUCCAUGGACCGGUUCGUAUACUACUACAAUUACUGGAAGUGGUACUGAUACUGUGACCGUUAUUGUUGAGGUUCCAUCCAAUGAUCCACCAGUUUUACCAACUGUUACUACUACUACGCCAUGGACCGGUUCGUAUACUACUACAAUUACUGGAAGUGGUACUGAUACUGUGACCGUUAUUGUUGAGGUUCCAUCCAAUGAUCCACCAGUUUUACCAACGGUUACUACUACUAUUCCAUGGACCGGUGAUUAUACCACUACAAUUACUGGAACCGGUACUGAUACUGUUACAAUUGAAAUUGAAACACCAAUCCCAACUAUUACUACUACUAUCCCAUGGACCGGUGAUUAUACUACUACAAUUACUGGAAGUGGUACUGAUACUGUGACCGUUAUUGUUGAGGUUCCAUCCAAUGAUCCACCAGUUUUACCGACGGUUACUACUACUACUCCAUGGACCGGUUCGUAUACUACUACAAUUACUGGAAGUGGUACUGAUACUGUGACCGUUAUUGUUGAGGUUCCAUCCAAUGAUCCACCAGUUUUACCAACGGUUACUACUACUACUCCAUGGACUGGAUCAUACACCACGACUAUAACAGGCAGUGGUGCUGAUACUGUGACUGUAAUAGUAGAGACACCAGAUGGCGUUAUUAUAGUCAGUCUGUUUGGUGGAUUUUUCAAUAGUUCGUCAAGUACAUCAACAACACCCAGUAUAGGAUCGAUUACUACUCAUGCUGCUGUUUCUCCAAGUUCUAAUCCAUAUGGCUCAUUAAGUAUUCCAAGUAGGUCAAAGGUUAGUGGAGAUGUAACAACCGAAAAAACUACUACUCCAAAUGCUAACAGUCCAAAUCCAACUAGCUAUAUCGAUCAUGGUUCUAACACCGUCACUUCACCAAGUAUAUCUCAAAAUUCUGGAACUCCCUCAGCCGCAUAUUCUGGCCCUGGUCCUGAAUCACCAUCUAUUAGCUCGUAUCAAGGCUCUGCUUCUACUAAGAUAAUGUCUCCAUUAUUAUCUAUUAUUGUUGGUUUAUUUAUGAUAUUAUUUUAAUUUAUAUAAACCAACUUUUAUUUAUUUUAUCUAAAUUGACUUAUAUUUAGAGUUUGCUUUUAUGUCUUUAUUAUUUCUACUCCCAAUCAAAUCAAUAUAUUGUUUUUUUUCUGUAUUUCAUCAUUUAGAUUCGAAUUAUUAAGACUUUUUUCCAAAUCCAAGUCUAUGUCAAAGUUAAUAAUCACUGAUUUGACUAUUCCCAUGUUUUAAUCUAACAAGCCAGAAAUACGUUCGAUGCUUAAUUGGUGAAUCAUAUAUAGAUAUUGUUUUCUUCUUUUCGCCAAGUUUAAGUUUAUUGCUACAUUGGUGUUUUUCUUCUUUUUUUGUAA